UUCACUGAGACGCUGUGUUUGUCCUUUCAGGGAUUCCGUAGCGGCUUAAUAGCGGUGUGCAAACAUGGCAGACAUUGAGCGAAGUUUAGGCGAUGGUUCGGGAUAUUAUGCGAUAAAUUUCCAGUUUUAGUUGGUUUUCUGUAAACGACAACGAUAAAUGACUUGCAUAUCUACUGGCGUAUUUCUUUUAGCUUGAUUUAAUCGAUGUUACUCUCGUCGUGAACAGAAGCUACACAUUCUUUAAACUUUCUGAUGCCGGUAAACGCGCUGCAAUCUGCUCGACGAAGUCAGACCGACAGCACAUGAAAACUCUUCACCUCUUAUAUUUACCCUCAUCUAAUAACUUUUGACGAGUUUAUCAUUUGCACAUCUAGUCCACGCCUUCGCUAUACCAUGACCUUGAGCAGUAACAGAUUACGUCACACGCGACGUUGAGUCUGCAAGUUUUUCUGCUGUUGAGCCAGUUUUAACUCUGCAACGAUGUGCAAGCUGCUCAAGUAUUGCUUCAGUCACUUCCUUUACGCUGCGAUGACCCGGCUGGACGAAGCCAACAAAGGGGUCAACAUGUGGUCAUCCAUCCGGUACCUCGGUUACCUGUCCAGCCUGAACUCCCUGGUGGCCAUUUGUCUGGGAAUUUACGUGCAAUGGGAGAAAAGCGCAGACACUAUCAUCUUGGUCAUUUUCAUUUUGGGCCUCUUCGUUCUUGGGAUUGCCUGCAUUCUCCACUAUUACUUCGGCAUGGAGAGCGUCAGCCUGUUUCUUCUGCAUCUGUGGUUUGGCUUCCUUCUGGGUUUGCUGUGCUUCGUCAGCGUCCCGUCCAAAGAGCUCGAUGUUAAGGAGCAGGUGGCCAACUAUAUGUUACUAGCGAGCAUUGUGAUACGAAUCCUAUGGGCUUUGGUUGGAAGAAUGUGCGGUUAUACCCGACAUCAACCCGCCUUCCUCACCUCAAGGGAAGCUUUGGAGCUCGCAGGCUUCGCUGUGGCCAGCACAACCCUGGUCAGCCAAAAAUCCAUAAGUCUUGUGGUCCUGUCCCUUGCUUUGGCUGCUGUAAUUGUGGAUUUGCGCAUGAAGUCCCUCUGCGCGAUCCCAAACCUGGUCUGCUUCUCGGUUGUCGCUGCGUUCUUCUUCCAGGAGUCUUUAGGAGUGUCCACCAACCCCUUCGCCUUGUCUUGCUUCUUCAUCCGUCUCGUCUGCGACCCGUUCCUGGACGUCUACUUCAGCGGACUUUCGGUCACUGAACGCUGGUCACCGCUGCUGCUGAGAAGAGGCCUGUGGAGGCGCUUAACGCUUCUUCCUCUGGUGGUCAUGGAGGGGAUGUUUUUGGUCGUGGCUGCUCUGAAGAUGAGAGAUCUGGAUCGGUGGUACCUGCUCAUCCCGGGUCUCUCAGGAUCUGCUGUUUUCUGGAUCAUCUGCCACCUGGUUUUUCUGGUCACGCUGUGGGGCUUUCACAGCAAGCUGAGUGACUGUCAGAGGAUGUGCGUGGUGCACACGUCAGAGGCUGGAGAGCUGGACAGGAUCAUGGCGUCUAAGGGGAUGCGGCACUUCUGUCUCAUAUCGAAACGCCUGGUGCUCUUCAGCCUGAUGUCCACCAUCAUAUUCGGGGCUCUGGGUUGGCAGCCGUCCAACAGUCUGUUUAUUGCGUUGUUUCUGCUGGUGCUGCCUCUGGAGUCACUAGCCCACGGUCUCUUCCACGAGCUGGGAAACAGCCUCGGAGGAACCUGUGUCGGCUACGCUGUGGUGAUUCCUACCAACUAUUGCAGCCCAGAUGGUCAACCCACCCUGCUGCCCCCGGCGCACGUGCAGGAGCUCAACCUGCGUUCCACAGGGAUGCUUAACAACGUGCAGCGCUUCUUCUCUCAUCACAUGAUCGAGACCUACGGUUGUGAUUACUCCACGAGCGGCUUGAGUCUGGAUCUAUCUAUCCCUGCAAGUUCUAUCUAUCUAUCUGUCUAUCUAUCUAUCUAUCUCUUCCGCUAUUUUCAUGGAGGCGCACACGGCUGACUAUCUAUCUAUCCUAUCUUUCACGACAUCUCUUCACUAUCUUUCUACGUGCUGUAUUACUGUUGGACUACAACCCACCGCAGCGGAGAGUGGGCUCUCGCAGGUGGAGAUGUUUUACGUCUAGAUGAGAUCGUGCAGCUUUGGAGAGAAAAGAACGCUGGAAUCUGUUCCCGUCUCAUCAUUAUUCUCGACACCGACAACUCUCUCCCCUGGGUGAAGGAGGUGCAGAGAAUUGAGGGACUUUAUGUAGCGGUUCAAGGAGCAGUGCUGUCUAGUCCCACAGACCUGGAGGUCCAGGACGCACCCCAGCUCGGGGACUUCACUUGUCAGUGGGUUGAUUUUAACUGCAACCCUGACAGCAUAGUUCGGUGGUCUGAGAGUGGGCGGCCCGUCCGAGCAGCCUAUGGCAUCUCCAGACACUGGAGCGACUACAAGCUUCACCUGCCCACUGAAAGCGACGUCACCAGGCACUGGAGACUCUACUUCCCACGCCUGACUUACCCUGUGGUUCAGCUCGCCCACUGGUGCGGCGGGUUGAACCUCUUUUGGGUUUGCGGAUACUGCGUUCGACUGCUCCGAAGGAUCAAACUCACGUGGUUCCCGCCUGCGGUGCUGGAUACAGGCCAAGGUUUCAAACUGGUUAAAUCGUAGAACAGGACCUAAAGGGUUGCGAUACUGUACGGUCGCAGCUGGUCAGAGCUGUAUCUGGACGUGGUUAGGUGACGGUCACCUACAGCAGAUUUUGGUUGUAUUGACCAGCACAGCGAUUUAUAAAAUCUCAGGUGUAAAAA
Cyprinus carpio (common carp) is the source of this 2792-nucleotide messenger RNA. Its product is annotated as transmembrane protein 168. NCBI's taxonomy places the organism in Eukaryota, Metazoa, Chordata, Actinopteri, Cypriniformes, Cyprinidae. The record is from RefSeq and is a predicted model, not a curated record.